Messenger RNA from Hevea brasiliensis (rubber tree), 1696 nucleotides. RefSeq names its product glyceraldehyde-3-phosphate dehydrogenase, cytosolic. The record is from RefSeq and is a predicted model, not a curated record. The transcript has 12 exons. Lineage: Eukaryota; Viridiplantae; Streptophyta; Magnoliopsida; Malpighiales; Euphorbiaceae. The coding region runs from base 450 to 1463 and encodes 337 amino acids. Gene Ontology annotation, molecular function: oxidoreductase activity, acting on the aldehyde or oxo group of donors, NAD or NADP as acceptor; NADP binding; NAD binding. Gene Ontology annotation, biological process: glucose metabolic process.
AUUGCGUCCACAUAAUUCAAAAGACAACGUGUGUUGUGGCUCGAGUUGGACUAGUCUCAAUUUAAUGAGUAUUGGUUAAAUCUUACCUUAGCUUUUUACUCCACGGACAGGAUUGCCGGUUCCAACUUCCUAGAGAAUACCACUUUGACCUUUCGCCACACACAGCGGUCGGUCGGACCAGCAUUAUCAACGCACCUUUCUCUUCCUCAACUCCACGGCUGCAAAUCAUCAGCCCUUUCUCUACCUAAAUCAUCCAAUCCUACAGUUGUUUUAUUCUCAAUAAACGCUUAACACACCAAGGCACCAUUGUCACCGGCUGUUCCGGUAUCCCUUUCUCUUUCUUUAUAUUAAACCUCAUUUUCUCACUCUUCGGCCACUAGUCUCCACUAUCACUGCUCUCACUAUUCCUUUCUGCAACUUACUACUUUUCUAAUUCUAUCUCUUCAGUCAUGGGGAAGGUUAAGAUCGGGAUCAACGGAUUUGGAAGGAUUGGAAGGUUAGUGGCCAGAGCGGCUCUCGAGAGAGACGACGUUGAGCUCGUCGCAGUUAACGAUCCCUUCAUCAGCGUUGAUUACAUGACCUACAUGUUCAAGUAUGAUACAGUUCACGGUCAAUGGAAGCAUAAUGAGUUGAAGGUGAAGGAUGAUAAGACCCUUCUCUUUGGCGAGAAGCCUGUGACAGUCUUCGGUGUUAGGAACCCGGAGGAAAUCCCAUGGGGUGAGACUGGAGCAGAGUAUAUUGUGGAAUCAACUGGAGUGUUCACUGACAAGGAUAAGGCUGCCGCUCAUUUGAAGGGUGGUGCUAAGAAAGUCAUCAUCUCUGCCCCCAGCAAGGAUGCUCCCAUGUUCGUUGUUGGUGUUAAUGAGAAGGAAUAUAAGCCAGAUCUUCACAUUGUAUCAAAUGCUAGUUGCACUACCAACUGUCUUGCACCUCUUGCUAAGGUCAUUCAUGACCGAUUUGGCAUUGUUGAGGGUCUUAUGACAACUGUCCACUCCAUUACUGCCACCCAAAAGACUGUUGAUGGGCCAUCAAUGAAGGACUGGAGAGGUGGAAGAGCUGCUUCAUUCAACAUCAUUCCUAGUAGCACUGGAGCUGCUAAGGCUGUUGGGAAGGUGCUGCCUGCUCUGAAUGGGAAACUUACAGGAAUGGCUUUCCGUGUUCCAACAGUUGAUGUCUCUGUGGUUGACCUCACGGUGAGGCUAGAGAAGAAAGCUUCAUAUGAUCAAAUAAAAGCUGCUAUCAAGGAGGAAUCAGAGGGAAAGCUGAAGGGAAUAUUGGGCUACACUGAAGAUGAUGUGGUUUCCAGUGAUUUUAUUGGUGACAGCAGGUCAAGUAUUUUUGAUGCAAAAGCUGGAAUUGCUUUGAAUGAGAAUUUUGUGAAGCUUGUUGCUUGGUACGACAAUGAGCGUGGCUACAGCACCCGGGUAGUUGACUUGAUCUGUCACAUCGCAUCUACUCAAUAAGGUUGCAGCAAUAUUUGAGUGGUUGCUGUAAGCGUCGUCGGACGAUAUGCCGUUUUGGUUCAGUGUCUGCUUGUACGUGGCUAAAUGAAAAUAAAUUUGUUUAAGACAUGAUUUUAGUAUGAUUGUCAUAGUUUUUAGGUCUGCUGUCUGCUUGUCUUGAGAGGAAGUUUAAAUUGCCCUUUACUGGAUUUGAAUAUUGUCUUGCCAGUAUCUAUGAGAUUUUCUGAAACAAA